Molecule: messenger RNA, 2541 nt
Organism: Naegleria lovaniensis
Lineage: Eukaryota; Heterolobosea; Eutetramitea; Acrasida; Naegleriidae
Exons: 1
Coding region: 1-2541 (846 amino acids)
Source: RefSeq, a predicted model, not a curated record
AUGCUUCCAUCAACAUCAAACAACAAACGAGGAGUAAAACGUAAAGCAACUGUAACGGAGUCAUCAAGUUUGAAUCAAUUGACAGAAGAAGAUGAGUUUAAUUUGUUGUACAACGAUGAUCCGUUCAGUUGGAACUUAUCAACCACAAAAAAAAUACAUCGACCACCAUCAGGAGCUGGUGAGAAUAUCAAUGACCCUGUAAUCAUUGACGAUGAGACGGACAUGAUUGAUACAAGUGACGAGGACGAUUUGGAAGAGUUGAUCGAAGAGAAUGAUGAUCAAUUUGAUGAUGAUGAUGAUGAUUUCGAGGAAUUUAGCACAACUGAUGAGGAGAGUGCUUCCGAUUCUGAUGAUAAUGAAUCUUCUGAUGCUCAUAAUUACAAACACACACUAGAAGCAAUGAAGUUCAUCAUCAAUCACAAGAUUCUUCCAUCAGGGUUCAAACUACAAGGAAACAAGCAAGUUUUGUACUUGUUUGUGCUCAAGAAAGACGGAAAUGCUCGAUUACCAAAUGAUCAACGUCAUCGUUAUUUACCUUUUUGUACUCCAUCGUAUUCGUUCGCAUGGAUACACUGUAAAACCUGGAAAAAUUCUCAAGGAGUGUACGAAAAAUAUUAUAGGUCCAAUUUAGUACCAUUUCGUGCUAUUCAUGACCCACAAAAGAAAAUGAAAUUAUACAUUGAACAAGAAAUGCGUGAAGAAGUCAUUGAGUGUGAUAAACAAUUGAACCACAUGACAUGUCUUUCAACAAGAGUACAACUUCACUCAUCCAACAACAGAAACAUUAAUAACCAUCUCAAUGGAUCAAGGGAGAAGUAUCAAUAUCAAUACAGGCCAAUCCCUAAUCCUCCAGGAGGGAAGUUGAUAAUUCAGCCGUCUCAAGAACUUAUUGGCAAAUGGAAAGAUAAAUUCAAAGAAGACUUCCCUGAUGAAGAUUUGAUAUAUGAAUUCAAAUCAUCGAACCAAGAAGCCUCGUUGAAAAUUAAUCAUUUAGAUCCAUCAGAACACAAUGACAAUGAGAACGAAUCUGUGAAAUUAAUUAGUAACAACGUUGCACGGUUAUUUUUGACCGGACAUAUAGAAAAGUGGUUGAACAAUCGAAGCAACAAACAGAAAUCCAAGACUCUUAAAAUGAGAUUCAAUCAGCAUGGACUAGCUCACAUUGAAUGGUUGAAAGAACAAUUUCCUCAAAUUGAUGACAUAUGCACUUAUGUAUUCAAUACAGUCAACUCUAAAUCAAGAAAGAAAAAGAAGAAGAAUGGUUUUUUAGAAAGUGAAGAGACUUUCCUAUCAGGACUCUCAAUAUUUCUGAAUUAUGCAAUCUUUGUACUCAACAAGCUUCUCAUUCCAGAGGAUUUCUUUCAAUAUUUUCUUGAUACAACCAUUUUAGAUUCGUACUUAUUUGCAUUGAACGAUGAUGAACAACUUCAAUAUCUUUCUCCUAACACUAGAAGAAGAAAAGUAGAAGCCCUUUCUAUAGUGUUAAAUUAUUUAUCUCAAACAAGAUCUUUAAUUCAUAAUUUUGACAUUGGUUCAAAAUUAAUGGAAGCCAAGAGUACUGUUAAUACAUACUACACCAAAACGAACAAAGAACGAGAUGAAUGGCUCGCUAUGACACAUGCAAUGUCACAUCUACAAAGAUAUGGCAAAUACAUGACUCCAAAUAACUUUUGGAAAUGCAUUAAGAGAUCAUAUCAUAUAAUCCUUGCAUGGACUAAAAUGUUUUAUAGUGAACAAUUUACUCAAGAGCAGAAACUCAAGCUUGUCACAUCCAAAGGAAAUCAAUUUAUGGAAAAUUUCAUUUUUUGGUUCAGCAUGUACACUUACGCGAAUCGUGCACAAGUUUAUUAUCAAAGCUUAAUGAAGGAUGUAAAAUGUUUUGAAUUCAAAGAUCCUGUCACACAAGAACAGUAUUAUCAAUUCUAUUUCAUUUUCGAUACAGUUAGAAAUGCUCAAAAGAUGCACCGAACACCAGAUGAAGCUUGUUUUCCUUUAGGUAUUGCUAAUUGCUUGCUGAUCCACUUCUAUACUGAAUUCCUACCAAUUUAUAUUGAUUCACAUGAUCAUGAAAAACUAGCAUUAGCUUAUACUCCAUCAAAAACACCCAUAACAAUUCAUAAUUCAAGAGGAAAAGGCUUUCGAGAGCUGUUGAAGCGAGUAACAAAGGAACACGGUAAAGUUGCACUCAACAACCAAUUAAUAAGAACACAUUAUAACUCUCACAUAAAAGAUUUGAAAAACCUAUCAGCCAAAGAUUUGGUCAUCCUAGACAAAGGAAUGAAUCAUUCUAGAAUCACAGCAGACAAACAUUAUAGAAUUUUUCAACAACCAUCAACUGAAAAUGGAAAUUCAAUCAUCGACAACCAAAUCAAUGACAAAAACUAUUCUACAAUCCAUCACAAAGAAUUUCAAAAAAGGUUUAUCACAAACCUUUUAGACAUGAAUUUGACAGAAUCCGAGAUUUUACAUCUCGAACACUUUGUAGAGUUUUUAAAAUCUAAACGAACUAGCAGUAACCAUGACGAAAUUGAGUAUGAAUAA